UCUUCGUCUUGGACAUCGGAGAAUAGCACAAACAGCUAUUUUUGCACGCCAUUGUUCUCAGAAGACCCUCUGCCAACACCGUGCAUGGUUCAAGUGAACCCUGUGCGGUACGGAUUCAAUAGUCCCUGGCAGCGUAGUAUGAACAUGUUGAUCCAUGGAACGUGGUCAUGCGACGUAGUACCAUAAGGCCACCGAGAUGACGAUGACGCCCUCGCAUCAGACGAGAGGAGAAUUAUUUAAGACCCUAUGGUAAACAUGUAUCUCUUCGUUGUAAUCUCAAAGACUUCUCACAUCAAAGCAACUUACUGUCCUCACUUCAAUCCCUUUCGCACAAACCAAUCAUCCACUACAAAAUCAACAUUCAACGCCCGUUAACACCAUGCGCUACACACUCGCCUUCGCCACUCUCGCAACCUCGGUCGCAGCUGUAGGCAAUGCCGUAGUAAAGAACCAAUGCACAAGCGCCAUCUACGCAUGGUCUGUCAGUUCUACAGUCAGCAGCCAGCAAACCAUCGCUCCCAACGGCAACUUCUCGGAGCCCUUCCACCGCGACGACACAACCGGUGGCAUCGCACUCAAGAUCACGCGCGCCGCUGAUGGCUUGUACAACGGUUCUCCACAGCAGAUCUUCUCGUACUCGCUUGAUGGCGCCACCGUCUGGUAUGAUCUGAGCACUGCUUUUGGCGAGCCUUUCACUGGAUCCAAGAUCACUGUUACCCAGGAGGGCAGCAGGUCCAUUGAGUGGCCGACUGGUAGCAACCCCGGUGGUAGCCAGGUCAAGGCUGGUGUCAGUGAGAGGGAUGUUGUGUUCACGGCUUGUGCUUAGAGACGAGUGACUAGUAUUGAGCAUGGAGGCUGAAAAAGAUAAUGAGAAGUGCUGGAUAAGAGUUGGCUUAAUGAUAAUGUUAUAACAAAUCAC
Molecule: messenger RNA, 919 nt
Organism: Periconia digitata
Lineage: Eukaryota; Fungi; Ascomycota; Dothideomycetes; Pleosporales; Periconiaceae
Source: the annotation of a GenBank genome assembly